Coturnix japonica (Japanese quail) is the source of this 2574-nucleotide messenger RNA. It is a transcript of the gene GP5, whose product is annotated as glycoprotein V platelet. Gene Ontology annotation, cellular component: plasma membrane. Lineage: Eukaryota; Metazoa; Chordata; Aves; Galliformes; Phasianidae. Gene Ontology annotation, molecular function: protein binding. The record is from RefSeq and is a predicted model, not a curated record.
CAAAGGAAGAACGGAAGCCAAAUGGGACAGCUCUGGUUUGCUUAGCCAAAGCAUUCCUCACAUUGCUUUGACUUCAAUCCUGUGUGAAGGUAAAAGCAGCAUUGUGAAGCUCAUGUUUCUGGCGCUUCAGCAAGAAUGUUGGUGCUUCGUUUGUCAGUGGUGAUCAAGCUUUUCUUCCAGCUGGAUGCAUCUGUUUGUCCCGAGAAAUGCGACUGCUCGUUCAAAAAUGCGAUUCAUUGCUCCGGUCCUCACAUAAAAGACCUGGAAUCGUUAAAUCUUCCUUGCAAUAUGACCAAAAUUCACAUAACAAACACUAAUGUAACAUACGUGCAGGAUGUUUUUUCUGGGAUGGAAGAACUGCAACAUCUCAUCUUGUCUUCAAACAAUAUCGCUCUGAUUUCACCGGUGGCAUUUAAAGGCUUGAGAAGCCUGAAAGUCCUCAAACUGCUGGAUAACAAACUGGUUGAACUUCCUCCAGAAGUGUUCAGUGACACGGUACAUCUUCAGCAACUGAUCAUUGAAAAUAACAGGCUGAAAUCCAUCCAAGAGAAUCUGUUUGACAGACUAGGCAGUUUGGAGGAGCUUUUCUUGAACAAAAAUGAACUAAGAGCACUUCCCAGUGGUGUGCUGAAGAAACUUGCCAAACUCAAAGUACUGAAUUUGUCAAGAAAUUCUUUGGCAGCGCUGCCUAGAAAUAUAUUUAGUGCAUUAACUAAGCUCGAGAAGCUGAUGUUGUACUUUAACAGGCUCUCUUCAAUAGAGUCUGGUAUAUUUGAUAGCCUGAGGGAGCUGCUGGAACUCUUCCUGCAUUCCAAUGGCAUUCAGUCUAUUGCCCCUGAUGUAUUUCAUCACCUUCAUAAACUUAGAAGCCUAACGCUCUCCAGAAACAAGCUUGAGAUUUUACCCCCUGGGCUCUUUCUGCACUUGCGUGAUCUGUCUAAACUGACCUUAUAUGGGAACCCACUGAAGUCUCUUCCAGAAGUGUUGUUUGGAGAGAUGAGGAAUCUUGGUAGCCUGUGGCUGUAUCACACAAAGCUCUCAACGAUACCGGAUUUUGUGUUCAGUAACUUGACCAAUUUGGAGCUGCUUGUGCUGAGUUUUAAUCCGGAGCUUAGUGCUCUUCCCGAGAACGUGUUCAGUGGUCUGAAAGAACUGCGGGGCCUUUCUCUGCAUACAAACAACAUUUCCAGUCUUCCAGAGGGCAUCUUCCAGAGCCUUCAGAAACUGCAGAACGUUUCUCUUUUCAGUUCCAGGCUUCAGGUUCUUCCCAGAAGGCUCUUCUAUAAUCUCAAGCACCUCCAGAAGGUUUACCUCAAUAGUACUGAGCUGCAGUCUCUUCCUGAAGAUCUAUUUGCCACUUUACCUGAGCUGCAAGAAGUCUUCCUUGGUGACAACCCUUGGAAGUGUGAUUGCCAAAUUCUUGGCUUCCGAGAGUGGCUCCGGAAGAGCACAGAGGUAGUGAAAGAAGCACAGUCUCUAAUGUGUGACAGCCCACCCUCCUUAAGGAACAUUUCACUCCUGGCUCUAACAGAUCACCACCUGCAGUGCCUGCCAACCACAGCCAUUACGUACCAGGUGUUUAAGUCGACUUGUUCCCCGACUUUGACUUCUCUUACAAUGGAGCAAUUGAAAUCAUCCUGGGAGACAACUGUACCAGCAGUGUCUGACAUUGAUACCAGCACACCUACAGCAGUUCCAGUUGCAAGAACAACUCCAGGUUUUACCUAUUCACACAUUCAAGACGUUGAAGGCUCUGGCUCUCAUUUCUUAGAUGGUCCAACCCAAACUUCUCCCAGUGUCAUAGAAACAAACAGCAUCAGAGGAACAGUUCUGACUACUCCUGCCCAGUGGGAUGAAUUACCUGCUUACAGGAGAACCGAGCCCUAUUAUAAUACCAAAGGUGUUUGUUGUCAGCUAUUCUUGUGCCUUCACAGUUUGGUUUUAGCAUUUCAGACUGUCACCAUUGUGCUCAGUCUGUAUGUGGUGGUUAAAACCAGGCAACUCUUGUACUCCAGAAACGUUCCUGCUCAGCCUGUAGUUCUCAUAAAAUAUAUAAGACAAUAGAGAUUACCAGUUGAAGAAAGGAUUAGAAACGUUGCUCUGAAAGCAUUUGGAGCAUUUGGACUGUUUGUUUGGUUCAGAUAUGGCUUACAAAUCUCCACAGCAAGGACCACAAGCGCCUUGUCUCUACAGAAUAACCAAAACGUGCUUUUAUAUACCUUAGUGUUGGCCAAAAGUGACUGUAGUCAUUGCACACAGUGAUGGCACUUGGUGUACAAAACGCAGAUGGGAAGCUGAAAGAAAAUCCAUGUCCACCUUCACACGCAGCCCUGCCCUUCAGUCAGCACGGAGCCACCUUCCUGCAUUGGGCUGCAGCCCUGUCCUGGGCAGGGCACUGCUGGCUGCUGUGCCGUGGUUGUGACCCCUCCAUGUGACUGACUUGUGGGAGAGCAAUCCGUGGGCAAGGAAAAAAUGUGAACAGCACAGGGAGGUUUACAUGGAAGCACGGCUUUAACUGUUGUUUAAAGGUUGCCUGGAGUACUGCAAAUAUUAUGAUGCCUUAUACUGCCUGCA